Pelobates fuscus (common spadefoot toad) is the source of this 1659-nucleotide messenger RNA. RefSeq names its product adhesion G protein-coupled receptor G7 (gene ADGRG7). The record is from RefSeq and is a predicted model, not a curated record. Gene Ontology annotation, biological process: G protein-coupled receptor signaling pathway; cell surface receptor signaling pathway. The coding region runs from base 1 to 1659 and encodes 552 amino acids. NCBI's taxonomy places the organism in Eukaryota, Metazoa, Chordata, Amphibia, Anura, Pelobatidae. The transcript is spliced from 12 exons. Gene Ontology annotation, cellular component: membrane. Gene Ontology annotation, molecular function: G protein-coupled receptor activity.
AUGGUGGUUCGGUGGGCUUUCUGUGGCUGGGAGUCACAGAGGCGGGAAGCUUUCCCGCACUGGGACUCCCAGGGACAAGAUGUGGUUGAGUUAUCAGCAGACCCGUUACAACUGUAUCUGCUAUCCAGUAUAUUAACAUCUGCUUGCUCCCACACACAGGGUCUUGGUGAAGAUGAUAAUUUGGCAUCAAACAGAAUAAUAGUCAAAGAAAACGCAUCUGAAUUGCUGGUUGACAAAAUGGCAGAAGUUCAAAUUUUUGUCAGUAGUCAAAGCGAUUCUUAUAACAGAGGAACUGUUGGCUUUGUUCUAUAUCAGAAUGGUAAUUUCUUUCGUUCCAAAAAACAUACACCUAAAAUCAGUUUUAGAAAGAGAAUCAUUUCUGCCAGUCUUUCCAGUGGGACACUGGGAAAUAUCCAAUUUAUAUUUAACCCACAGCAUGACCCACUGUACAUACUGCAAUCCUAUACAUGUGUUUUUUGGGAUUAUAAACUGAGCGACUGGAACACAAAAGGUUGUUCAAAUGUGGAGAAUGAUAAGGGCUUCCUACAAUGCAGCUGCAAUCACACUACCAACUUUGCUGUUCUUAUGAGCUUUAAAAAACACUCUCACUAUAAAGCUCUAGGAAUUGUGUCAACCGUUGGAUGUGCCCUUUCUAUUGCUGGAUUAGCCAUCACCAUUGUUUUUCAAAUAUUGCAAAGGAAAAUGGAGAAACAGCAGACUAAGUGGAUACUUUUAUGCCUGUUCAUAUCUAUGUUGAUCUUCAAUAUUAUCUUUAUAACUGGAGUGGAAAACAAUCAACCAAAUUCAACAGACAUCGAGAAACAUCCUGAUGAAAUCCCCAAGACCGACUUGAUAGAGCCCCCCGAGAAUCGAUCAUGCACAGCGGUAGCGGUUCUACUUCAUUACUUUCUUCUUACAACCUUUCUUUGGACUGCAGUCUCAGCUGCCCUCAUGUAUAGGCAGCUAGUUCAAAUCAAACAUAUGCUUCCAUCUCACUUAACGAUGUAUUCCAUAAUCACUGCAUGGGGUUUACCAGCAGUAUUUGUUGGCAUAACAUUUGGGGCUACUUACAGCGUUUCACCUUCACACUAUCGACAAGAAGAAUUCUGCUGGCUGGCUACUUUGAACACCGCUGGUCACUUUGACUACGGAAAACCAAUGUUUUGGUCUUUCCUCUUACCUGUGGGAAUCAUUCUUGCCAUGAACGGUUUUAUCUUUGUUGCAUUGAUGGUUAAAGUUACUUGGAAAAAAGAGGACGAGACGUUGCGCAGCACUAAAAAAAAGGUUUCGCUAAUAAAAAAGAUUUCAAAAACACUGUCUUUGAGCGUGUUGCUUGGGGUAACCUGGGUUUUUGGAUAUUUAAUGCUGGCAAGUGAUGACACAGCAAGAGACAUAUUCAGUUUCCUUUUCUGUGCCUGCAUCUCAACUCAGGGUCUUCAAAUAUUUUUAUUUUAUACUCUAGAUAAUAAAGCAUUCCUAGAGAAGGUAUCUGCUUUCCUUCGUUUGUUUAAUUCGUGCAGAAUAUACUUACAUUCGGAUAGGUAUUUUGUCAACAAGGUGCAAACAAGCUCAAAGUGGAAAGAAAAGGAAAGAUUUCGACUCUUUGAAGAUUCAACUCAAGGGUUAUUUACCAACAACAAUGAUGCUAAUAAAGGAUAA